This is a messenger RNA of Fusarium musae, 7248 nucleotides long. RefSeq lists its product as uncharacterized. Gene Ontology annotation, biological process: cell adhesion. Lineage: Eukaryota; Fungi; Ascomycota; Sordariomycetes; Hypocreales; Nectriaceae. The record is from RefSeq and is a predicted model, not a curated record. The transcript has 3 exons. The coding region runs from base 1 to 7248 and encodes 2415 amino acids. Gene Ontology annotation, cellular component: fungal-type cell wall.
AUGAGCGUGCAUAAAUCAACGUGCUAUGGAGUUCUUUUUGUUUUGUUUGCGGUCGUCUCUGCCUGGGAUCCGGUUGUUGAUUGUCUCGAUGGCGAGAAACGUGCUGAGGUCCAGCCAAUCCAGGUUGUAGACGGCUCAAUCACAUUUGACACUACAUUAGCCAGUACAAUUCUGAUACCCCAUGAGGCAUCGUAUGUAACCACAGCAGUUUUCGGCCUCGGUCCUCCUUCAACAUACACAAUUCCACCGCAGGGAACGCCACCAGUGGGGACUGUUAUCAAGAGAACACCUCUAACCACAAUCACUUCAAUCAUCUCUUCACUGACGACUGCGCGGACACGAACAGUGACCCCUGAUCGUCCUGGUGAUCCCACCACUGUGAUUGUCGAAGAGCCUGAGUACAGAACUCGAACAAAAGGCGUUGAAGUUGAUCACACAAGGACCGUCCAAGUGGGCAAUCCCGGCGAUCCCGAGACGAUCACGGUUGGUCGGGAGUAUUACACCACUAUCACGGAGAAAGGGAGCAAUGGAGACCCUGUUACCAAGGUUGUUCGCGUCGACGACCGAACCACAAUUGUGGUAGGGCAGCCAAAGGCUACAACCAUAACUCAAACCAGAGGCAUACAGUCUCCUGUCACUAGGAUAAUCCAGCCAGACAGUUCCGGUGGCGUUAGCACCAUUGUUAUCGAAGUCCCAGGGUCUACACCUGCAUAUACAACAAUCACCCGCACUGGCAGCGUGAUAGCCCCAGUAACUUCGACAGAACCUGCGCGUAGCUCAGGAGGAACUGGGACGGUUCACAUCAUCGUGCCUUCGGACCCUAUUCUAUAUGCAACCAUCACUCGUGCUGGCACAGGGAGUUGGACCGUGACCUCGACACAGCCGCCCAAACACCCAGGAGAGGCAGGGAUCGUAUACGUCGACACACCUGCCCCGCUGGGCAGAUACAACACUGUCACACGCUUUGGAACUGGCUCAACUCCGACGACGUUUACUCAGACUCCAAAUGGGCCUGGUCGCGAUGGUGAAGUGGUCGUUGAGAUCCCAGUCACUGACGCGGACUAUGAUACUAUUACCCGAGUUGGCACAGUUACUGCCCCAACCACUAGAACGAUUCCUCCAAGCAACCCAGAAGGCACAGGCACGAUUAUAAUCGAGGUCCCUCCCGUACGCUGGGCUACCGUGUCUCAUAUUGGCAGCGUGACCGAACCAGUGACACACACAAUAUCUCCAACCCGCGCAGGGGACGCUUGGAGUGUUAUUGUGGAAUUACCUCCUGUCAACACUCGUCUCAUUUACACCACUAGAUAUGGAGAAGGGAGCAGCGCUUCAACUACGACCCGGUUCGACGGCUCCUCUAAUACAGGCUGGGUAAUCGUCAAUCUUCCAAACCCCAUGACAACUACACUCCGUGGCAGUGACAUCGACUCUCCAACGACGAUUACACAAGAGCCGGCAAAUCCAGGAGAAACCGGGGUUGUGGUCAUAAUAACGCCAUACAAGUACAUAACGACAACGAGAACGUGGACCGGAUCGGAAGUAACCACACUUACAAAGAAGCCCACUGAUCCCAAUGAAGAAGGCACCGUGAUCGUUCAAGUCCCAGCAGGCGCAACGAAUUACGUUACAGUAACUAGUCGCUGGACGGGAUCGACGACCCAAACAAAGACUGUCCCCCCUGCCGAUCAAGCCGCGGGAACAGUCAUUGUUUAUACCCCUGAUGUUACUCCUUUUGUUACUGUUACCGAAUAUUGGUCUGGAUCAUCAACAAAAAUGACAACCUUACCUCCGUCUGGUGCAGAUAAAACUGGCACUGUCCUGGUACAGUAUCCUGAAGAGUUCGUUGUAACCAGCGAAUACUGGACUGGAUCUGGAACGAAGACCGUGAUUAUCCCCCCCACAGGCCCCGGAGCUACCGGCACAAAGAAAAUACUUUUCCCAACCGCUGCUAUUCGCUACAUUGAUACUUCUAAGACAUGGACAGGAUCUACAACUCACGUCUGGACCGAGUAUCCGUCCGGACCUGGAGAGACAGGAGUCAUACACCAUGAUGUACCAGCCAUGCGUCUUGUCACUGUAACCAAUUAUUAUUCAGGGUAUACCACCAGAACUUUCACACAAGAGCACUCUGGCUCUGAUAUAGCUGACACUGUUGUGGUCGAACUGCCAUGGAUCACCUCAUGGACCACUAUUACGAGCGCUGGUACGAUGAGUCGUACAUCAACGCAAAUGCCAUCUGGCUCCGGCAGGCUAGGUACGGUUUUGGUUGAGAUACCGCCUACAGCUAUUGCUUGGACCACAACAACGGUUACAGGAAGUGCCAGUACCACUCAGACUGUUUCUCAGACGCCGGGCCCCGGGAAGACAGGGACUGUGAUCGUUGUGGUCCCUCCUGUUAUCGACCAUUACAUCACCAAAACAAUCACUGGCACUGGAAGCACAAGAAGCACCACUACCAAGCAACCAGACUCACCAGACCAGACCAGAACCGUCGUUGUCUUUGUUCCCCCAAGUGUCACACCAUACGUUACUACCACAAUCACCGGCACUGGGGCACAAACCGGAACCAUCACGUCUACCCAAGCUCCAACUGACACUGGCGCUACUGGGACUGUCUACAUCGUGCUGCCUCCUUCCGUCGCGCCUUAUGUGACUAUUACUAGGACUGGUAGCGGUACAGCUGUGUCAACCACUACCCUGACUCCAACCCAGGCCGGUCAAACGGGUACAGUCAUGAUAAUCUUACCAACUGUUCCUGUCAUUUAUGUUACGAAAACAAGCACUUGGACGGCCAGUGCAAUCAGUACCAUCACAAAGCAACCAGGCUCACCUAAUGAUCAGACUCGAACCGUCGUUGUCUUCGUCCCUCCAAGUAUCACACCCUAUGUCACCACAACCUCUUUCGACAGCACAAUCUCCGUGCCAUACUCUACCACGGUAGUUCCGACUCGUGCUGGUCAAACGGGCUCGAUUAUUAUUGUGAAACCUGUGAUUUACAUUACCAUUACUCGCUACGGAAGUGUGUCGGCCUCCACGAGCACAACCGCCGGGGGGCCCGAGACUUGGAGUGUGAUAAUUGAUAGGCCACAGCCUUAUACCACAAUAACCCGCUGGGGAACUGUCUCGACCCCCUUUACCAUCACGAAGGCCCCCCAGAAUCCGGGAGAGACUGGCAGUAUCUUGAUAGAUUUACCUCAGCCUUGGACCACAACGGUUCGCUACGGUAACGUAUCGGCGUCUUCAAUGACAACUCAAAGUCCCAGAGUUCCGGGAGAAACCGGUACUGUAGUCAUUGACUUGCCACAACCCUACCUCACUUCGACUCAGUAUGGUACUUUCACAGCACCUAUGACAAGAACACUCACGGCAGCGGUCCCGGGACAAACAGGAACCAUUCUGGUUAACCUCCCCGAACCUUACACGACUAUUAUUAGAUACGGUAGUGUCUCAGUCUCUACUGUAACCACAUUAACUCCCCAGAGCCCUGGGAUGACAGGGACCGUCCUAAUUGACCUUCCACAACCUUACUUGACAUCUACUCAGUAUGGCAGUGUAACAGUACCUACAACCAGGGUACUCGGCCCUUCCGUUACAGGACAGACGGGCACGAUUCUCGUCGAUCUUCCGCAACCGUAUACAACUAUCACCCGCUAUGGAAGUGUUUCUGUCUCUAGUAUGACUACACAGAGUGCACAGGGACCGGGCCAGACAUGGACAGUUCUUCUUGAUCUUCCGCAGCCUUACAUAACCUCCACGCACUACGGCAGUGUUAGUAUAGCCACUACCAGAACGCUUACGGUAGCAGUACCUGGCCAAACUGCAACAGUACUACUCAACCUUCCCCAACCCUACACAACGAUAACCAGCUGGGAAGCUUCGAUCUCCGUCCCUUCAACCGUCACACAAUCGCCUCAGAACCCCGGAGAUCCUUUCACCAUCUUUAUAAAGUCCCCGCAACCCUACACAACCACGACUCGUUAUGGCAGUGUUAGCUUGGACGAGACUACCACAGAGACAGCCACUAGACCUGGUGAGCCAUACAUGGUCGUGGUCAAAGUACCCUACACGACAGUUACCAUUACUGUACUGUACUCAGGCCCGUCUGUUUUAACAGGGCCAACGACAGUCUCGACAAUUCCCGCCUCUGGAUCGGUUCCUGGUACAGUCGUCGUAGCGACGGCUCCACCACAACCCGUCACGAUUACUCGAUUGUAUACUGGGACUGAAGUUCUCACCGCCCCUAUAGUCACUACAAUCCCUAACUCUGGGACAAUUCCAGGUACAGUGAUCAUAGAGACCCCUCAAGCUUAUGUGACCACGACUCGAUAUGGGAGCAUAUCAGUCAGCACGAUGACUACAGAGUUGCCUAUAAGCGCAGACGGUACGGCCCUGGUUAUAAUUGACUUGCCGCAACCGUAUACAACAAUAACCAGUUGGGGAGGUGUCUCGGUUCCCUCAAGAGAAACACAAACCCCUCAGAACAUCGGGGGAACCAUCACGGUAAUUGCACACAUUCCUCAACCUUACACAACAACAACCAGAUGGGGCAGCGUGACAGUUAGUAGCAUUACUACUGAGUCUGCGUCUGUUGAGGGUCAAGAAGCAACUGUGAUUAUCGAUCUGCCACAGCCAUAUACAACUGUGACUAGGUACGGAGGUGUGACAGCAAGUAGCAUCACCACACAGAUGCCGACGAUCGACGGAGAGACUGCUUCAGUCUACAUCGAUCUUCCUCAGCCGUAUGUAACCACCACUCGGUAUGGAAGUGUGUCUGUCAGCUCUGUUACCACCAUUGACCCUGCAAGUCAGGGAGGGACGGCAACAGUGAUAGUCGACUUGGCCCAGCCUUACACAACCGUGACUAGGUACGGAAGCGUCACAACCAGCAGCAUCACGACGCAGAUGCCGACAAUUGAUGGAGAGGCUGCCUCUGUGUUCAUAGACCUCCCGCAACGAUAUGCGACGAUCUAUAGGUACGGAGGCGUGACCGCCGUCGAGACUACCACCCAAACAGGUACUAUGCCUGGGGACACCGAUAUUGUCUAUGUAGAUGUGCCCUUCUCCACAACGACAGUAACCGAGCUAUAUGCAGGAACAUCCUUGAUCACAGGGCCAAUAGCUAUCUCCACCAUUACAGCAUCCGGGUCGGUUCCUGCUACGGUAGUAAUGGCUACUCCGCCGGUGUUUUCAACACGUUUCUAUACUGGAACGAGUAUCCUAACCGGGCCGAUUACCGUGACCACUCUAUCCCCUUCUGGAAAUGAUCCGGCUACCGUGAUCAUAGAGAAACCUCCCGUGACCAUAACCCAAAGGUACUCUGGGUCUUCGACUGUCACCUUGACUACAAUUACGCCGACUGCGACAGAGGAUGGAACCGUUAUCAUUGGGAUUCCCUCACUUCAACCUGUCACGAGAUAUCGCCUAUACUCGGGAACUUCUUCUAUCAACGCUGCUAUCACGGUGACAACUAUCGAGCCCACAGAUACUAACGAUCCGGCAACUGUCGUUAUCGAGACACCACUUGUAACAAUCACGCGGCCAUAUACGGGCACAGAGGUCCUGUCUGGCCCAACGACUGUGGCUACUCUGUCUGGCACAGUGGUCGUCGAGACACCUCCUGUCUAUUUAACACGAUUUUAUACUGGAUCGAAUAUUCUAACAGGUCCAACUACAGUCUCAACGAUCUCCCCUUCGGGCACUCAUCCUGGCACUAUCAUCGUCGAGACUCCUCCCAUUACAAGUACGAGGUUUUAUACGGGCACGGAGAUCUUGUCGGAACCAAUUAUCGUAACUACUAUUACACCCACAGACACAGAACCGGGCGUCGUCGUGAUUGAAACUCCUCCGAUCACAAUCACCAGAUUCUACACAGGUACAGAGAGCCUGUCUGCUCCUACUACCGUCACCACAAUCACCCCGACUGGAACAGAAGCUGGUGUCGUUAUAGUUGAGAAGCCGCCUGUAAGAGUCACACGGUUCUAUACUGGUACAUCGGUAAUAACUGGCCAAAUAACUAUAACAACUAUCACCCCGACCGGUACGGAGGACGGGACUAUUAUUUAUGAGACCCCUCCUGUUACGGUGACACAGUUCUACACAGGAACAGACGUACUCACUGGCCCUCUUAUACUUACAACUAUUACACCGACCGGAACUGAACCAGGGACUGUGAUCCUUGCGACACCGCCAGUGACCGUCACGAGAUUCUGGACUGGGACCGAUGUUUUGACUGGCCCAACCACUGUUACAACGAUAACACCGACGGGAACUGAAGCAGGAACUGUGAUCGUCGAGACCCCUCCUGUGACCAUUACUCAACGUUAUUCAGGGACUUCCCUCCUAACCGCGGCAAUAACUCUCACAACAAUAACUCCCACAGGCACGGAAGACGGAACAGUCAUAAUUGCCACUCCACCGCCGGCAACUGUGACGAGCACGCGACGAUAUACCGGUACAUCUAGCUUGAGUGGCGCCAUUACAGUGACAACUCUGUCCGCUACCGGCACCGACGAUGGACCGAUCGUGGUGGUCGAGACACCUGCACCUCGGCCAUCCACCAGCUAUCGCCAAUACUCAGGAACAUCCAGCAUCAAUGCAGCCAGAACUGUAACCACCAUUGCGCCGACCGGCACGGACGAUGGAGGCGUCGUGGUCGUGGAGACCCCAGUACCACCUCCAGCUUUCAGUUGUGAUGAAGGAGGAUACUUGAUCCAAGUCCGAACUCUCUACAGGCUCAAUCUGGUCACAGGAGUCAACUCUCUGGUAGCACAGAAUGUCGGACCAGGAGCCCCUUCAGGUACAACCAACGGCGGAACCAUCAAUCCUAUUGGUUAUAAUAUUAAGGAUAAUCUUAUCUAUGGCAUUGUCCAGAUUGCAAACGGCAAGAGUCAAGUCAUUCGUAUUGGCUCCACAGGAUCGUAUACACUAAUGAACACCUUUAUUGAUGGAACAUGGAACACUGGAGAUGUAGAUUCUGAUGGCAUCUUCUGGAUCUCAACGUAUGGAAAGGCGUGGGCGAAGAUCGAUGUGAACCCAACAUCUGCGACCUACGGCAAGGUUCUUCAACAAGGAACCGCAACAUCCGCAAAUAAUUGCGCCGACUGGGUAUCUGUACCUGGAGGAGGCCGUUAUCUAUAUGCUCUCCAGGGAAAUACAUCGAAGACAGUCCUGGCAAGAUGGAGCCUUGACACUUUCACGUGGGAGAUUAUAAAAGAUUUCGGCCACAUCGCGGGCGACAACCUUUGGUAA